GUUGAAAAGAAGAAAAUUCCCACAAGACAACAGAUACACGAGAUAUACAUUACUUAUAACUUUACUGUAAAACUGCGGUGUUCAAAUGUCACUGUAUCCAAUAAAUGUGAAUGCAGGUUUUAGUGGGCGUUUGCCUUUCACGCAGAACUCCACUCAAAAACGUAUUAAACGCUACUCUAAUCACGAAAACACGAUAAUAUCAAACAUUAAAUGUGUUCUUAGGUGGUUCGUCUGACGCUGUAGCAGGAACUCUUCAUUUCGGCACUGACAGCAUCCUCUUAGCAACGCUUUCUUUCUGUAAACAGUCAGUAGCUGGAUGCCCUGCUGACAGCGCAGACAACUGGUAGCACUACGCAUUCCACCAUCAGUAAAAGAUGUUAACCGCCUCGACCUGAGUUAUUUAUACUCAACAUGGGUGCUUUAGGUGUCCGCCAUACUCUCUAACCGGAGUAAUAUCUGAAGGGGUUACUCAGCCAAAUUGAUAUCCAUACCUUCCCUCCAUUACAAAUGGACCGAGAAUAGACCCCUGCGGCACCCCAUUAUUGAUGGUAAGCUUGAACCAGUGUUUACCACGUUGAAUGUAAAUCUCUAAUAAAACAUUAUUCCUUUGGUUGAACGUGACAGCCACCUAACCAUAGCUGUAUAAGUUAGCCUCACUUAGCUAACUUCAAUAAAGAAUGGUUACAAACAGGGACGUUAUAACACAAAGUACAGAAGAAGGAUUACACAUACAGUAGCAUAUAACGCUCAGUUAACUUAAGCUAGCUGACAACGUUCGAUCUAGCUGUCAUAUCUUUUGCUACUGUAUGUUCUCAUGUGUUAUGACGUAAUGUUCUAGAAUCCAACAGGAGGAAGAUGCAAACAUCCUGUUCGGUUGUCACACUUCUUUACAGGCAGACAUUCAUCACAGUGUGUUAUCAGACAGCAGCGUUUUUACUGACCCAGUUCAACACAUCAGAGAUGGAGAAACUGAGAGCCAAACAUUUGCACAUGGACCUCUGUAACAUCUAUCAGAGUGAGAUCAGGGUCCUUUCCAGAGACAUGGAGGCCCUUCAGCUGGAGAACCAGGAGCUGAAACACGAGUACGAAGCUCUGAUCUCAGCUGAGACGAAGGACCGAGAGGCCAUGCUCCUGGAAAUUGAGGAGCUGAAGAACGAGCUCCAGGGAGCUGAAGCCAGCAACAACCACGAGAUGAGCCGUGAGAUGGUGGCCAGCCCCUUCACAGUGGAGCAACAACUCGAGGAGGCGAAAAGGAAGCAUUCAGCUGAAAAGCAGAUGCUUGUCACGGAGCUCACUGCGGCCAAACAGGAGCUGGAAGAUCUCAACCAGCAGCUCAAGACAGAAAAACACUUGAGGAUGCAGGUGGAGGCAGAAAAACUGGAGGCUGUGGAGAUCGCUGAGACUCUUUUCCACAAACUGGAAGACAUGCAGAGGGUCUUAGAGGAGCGUUCAGCUGAGAGCUGGCUGCUUUCAGCCGAGCUCAAAUCUGAGAAAACCAAACAGGAUCAGCUUGCUCAUGAGAUCCUGGAGCUGCAGCAAAAGCUCCAGAAAGAACAGGACCUGAGGAACCAGGCGGAGGCUGAAAACUUCAAGGACUUUGAGAUGGAGGUGUCCGUUUGUAAAGAGUUCGACCGACAGCUCCAGAAAGAGAAGAAACUGAGGGCGGAGGCAGAGCAGAGCAAACUGGAGGCCCUUUUCCAAAGAUUGGAGGAGGCCCGAACGCUCACAGAAGAGGUUUCAGCUGGAAGCCAGAUGCUCGCUGACAGGCUGCAAAAGGAGGAAAAGAAGCAGGAUGCUCUUGUCGGAGACAUCGUGGAGCUCACUCAGAUGCUGGAUAAAGAAAUGGCUUUGAGGAUCCAGGCAGAGAACUACGAACUGGAGGCCGUCGGCAUCGUGGAGGCUCUCCGAAAGAGAAUUGAGCGGUGUAGAAGGAGGUCGUCUGCCAGGGCGAGGACUUACUGCUGCAACAGGAAGAGCUUUUCUCUUUGUUUCAGAAACAGAGGGAGGAGAAGAGCUGCACACCAGCACCGAUCAGCCCUCUCUUAGAGGAUGGAUGGAUGUUGAGUUCAACUUCACUCCUUUCUGAAAUAAAAAAAAUAUGACCUGAAACAAUGUAGCUUCUGUAGAGUUUUAUUAUCUGGGGAAGUACAUUAUAACUCGAACGACAGGAUACACAAUAUAAACACAGUGUGAUCCACAGUGUCGUUAUAUUGUACAUUCAUAAAUGCAUGUGUGCUUUCAUCAUUUAGACGCUUUUGUUUAUAAAAAUGUUCCUUUCUUUGUUCACUUUCUCUUAACAAUCUAACUCAGAAAUGAAAAUGAACCUGCCCUUUUUAUAUUAAAUUUGACUCACUUCGUAACCGUGGAACUAUAAGGUUCAUCUGACGUGGUUUUCAAAUAUUAGUCACUCACGUAUUGCAGCUCUAAAGCUUUAAACACUGUUUUUAUUGUGUUUUUAAGAAAACAAAUAUAUGUACACAAAAAUAUAAUAAAAU
Messenger RNA from Siniperca chuatsi (mandarin fish), 2495 nucleotides. RefSeq lists its product as uncharacterized. NCBI's taxonomy places the organism in Eukaryota, Metazoa, Chordata, Actinopteri, Centrarchiformes, Sinipercidae. The record is from RefSeq and is a predicted model, not a curated record. The transcript has 2 exons. The coding region runs from base 856 to 2046 and encodes 396 amino acids.